Messenger RNA from Drosophila serrata, 832 nucleotides. Its product is annotated as trypsin. Gene Ontology annotation, biological process: proteolysis. The record is from RefSeq and is a predicted model, not a curated record. Lineage: Eukaryota; Metazoa; Arthropoda; Insecta; Diptera; Drosophilidae. Gene Ontology annotation, molecular function: serine-type endopeptidase activity.
UUGAGCUGUGACAAUGAAUCGUGUUAUUUUGAGUGUGGUGGCGCUGGUCGCCUUCUGUGCCUGUGCCUCCCAGGCCCAUCCGGACAUGGACUUCCCCUUCGGGCGCAUUGUCAACGGCGACGCUGCCGAGAUCGAGACCCAUCCCUACCAGGUCUCCAUCCAGACCACCAAGGGCUCCCACUUCUGUGGCGGUAGCUUGGUCGAUGACGACACCGUGGUAACCGCUGCCCAUUGCAUGCAGUCCUAUGGAGCCGACGAACUGCAGGUGCGCCUGGGAUCCAAAUCUAGGAGCAGCGGUGGCGAGGUUGUCAGCGUGCGGGCCUUCAAGUUCCACGAGGGCUACAACAGCAAACUGAUGAUCAACGAUGUGGCCAUCAUCAAGCUGAGCACUCCCGUCCGCCAGACCUCCAAGAUCCGGGCCAUUCCUCUGGCCAGUGUCACCCCUCCUUCGGGCACUCCGGCUGUCGUCUCCGGCUGGGGCACCACCUGUUUCCUGUUCUGCAGCUCCCCCGAUACCCUCCUGAGCGUUGUAGUGGAUCUGCUUCUUGCAAAGGAUUGCGGUUCCUCAGCCUUCAACUAUGGCGAUCAAAUCCAGGACACUAUGGUCUGUGCCACCGGCGAGAAGAAGGACGCCUGCCAGGGUGACUCCGGUGGUCCAUUGGUCGCCAAUGGGGAACUUGUCGGUGUCGUCUCCUGGGGCAACGGUUGUGCCUGGACUGGGUACCCCGGCGUCUACGCUGAUGUUGCCUCUCUCCGAGCCUGGCUCUUGGACACCGCCAAAACCCUGUAAAUUGAAUAAAUAAAAACGAUAUUACGAGUACACAAUUCUAAA